AGGAGCAACUCGUCUGCCGUCCAUCUGUUUUUUGCAAAGAUGUCUUCGUCAACUGAACCUGUGCAUUUAUGGCUCCGUGCUGAAACCAAAAAGAACGAGCGCAGGACAGCUCUUACGCCUACAGUCUGCAAAAAGCUUCUUGCCGCAGGUUUUAAGAUUACUGUCGAGAAAUGCACAGAACGUAUAUUCAAGGACCAGGACUACGUUGAUGUCGGCUGUGAGCUUGUGGAAACAGGAACAUGGCGAACGGCUCCUGCGGAUGCCUACAUUGUUGGCUUGAAGGAACUCCCAGAGAAUGACACAACCCCCCUUCCUCACAAGCACAUAAUGUUUGCCCACUGUUACAAACAGCAGGGCGGUUGGAAGGAUGUCCUUGGCAGGUUCGAUCGUGGGCACGGCUUGCUUUUGGACCUUGAGUUCCUUCAGGAUGAUAAAGGACGUCGUGUGGCUGCUUUCGGUUAUUACGCUGGUUUUGCGGGAUCUGCAAUUGGUAUUGAUGUCUGGAGCCAUAAGCAAUUGAACGGGGAUGAGAAGUACCCAACCGCCAAGCCCUUUGAGCACGAGAAUGACUUGAUCAAAUUUGUCAAGGAACGAUUGGACGCUGCUGCCAAGAAGGCCGGCCGAUUGCCACGAGUGAUGGUAAUGGGAGCCUUAGGCCGAUGCGGAACUGGUGCUGCCGAUUUUGCCCGUCGAGUUGGCAUUCCCGAGGAGAACAUUAUUAAGUGGGACAUGGCCGAAACGGCAGCUGGUGGACCUUUCCGUGAGAUCACCCAACACGAUGUUUUUGUCAACUGCAUUUAUCUCUCAAAGCCCAUCCCACCAUUCUUGACCAAAGACCUCUUGGCCGAAAAGGAUCGCCCACUCUCUGUACUGGUGGAUGUCAGCUGCGAUACAACCAACCCUCAUAACCCUAUCCCAGUCUACCAUGAUGCCACCACAUUUGACGAGCCUGUCCUUGUUGUCGAUGUCCCUAAUGCUGCACCAUUGGAUGUCGUUGCCAUUGAUCACUUGCCAACACUUCUUCCUCGGGAGGCCAGCGAAAUGUUCUGCAGUGACCUACUCCCGAGCAUAUUGGAAUUACGUGAUCGCAAGAAUGCGCGAGUCUGGACGGAUGCGGAAAAGCUGUACCAACAGAAGGUCCAGGAGAUGAAGCAAGCAUUGUAGUUUAAAUCUGCGUACGUAAGAUUGAAAGCUUGGAUAAGGAGACUAUUCACAUAGUAUGAUGAUUGAAAGAAAGAAAAUCAACAUGAUAAAGCAGUAAUAGACCACUCAACAUCUCUAUAUAUACGCUGUCUACACUUCUCGAGAUAUCUAACAGCUAAUUAACAACCAAUGCUACAGAUUCUCAUCUUCGCUUCUGACGACUCUUCUUGGCCACAUUUACAUUCUUCCUUCCGUGCCCAAUAGUGGGCAUUCCCCCCCUAUGAGAACCAGUUUUCCCAUCCAAUGGAACGAAA
This is a messenger RNA of Spizellomyces punctatus DAOM BR117, 1457 nucleotides long. RefSeq names its product saccharopine dehydrogenase (NAD+, L-lysine-forming). NCBI's taxonomy places the organism in Eukaryota, Fungi, Chytridiomycota, Chytridiomycetes, Spizellomycetales, Spizellomycetaceae. The record is from RefSeq and is a predicted model, not a curated record. The transcript is spliced from 7 exons. Gene Ontology annotation, cellular component: cytoplasm. The coding region runs from base 40 to 1164 and encodes 374 amino acids. Gene Ontology annotation, molecular function: saccharopine dehydrogenase (NAD+, L-lysine-forming) activity.